Dracunculus medinensis (Guinea worm) is the source of this 1482-nucleotide messenger RNA. The record is from the annotation of a GenBank genome assembly. Lineage: Eukaryota; Metazoa; Nematoda; Chromadorea; Rhabditida; Dracunculidae.
AUGGAAUAUAAUAUUUUUUUGCGACGAAUUUUAAAGAGUGAUGAUUUAGUGGCUACAUUAUUGAGGUCAAAUGUCAAUCGGACGAAAACUGUCGUUAUCGAUUACUCAUCGCCAAACUUAGCCAAACGAUUUCAUAUCGGCAAUCUCAGGUCAACAUUACUUGGCCGUUUCAUUGAUUCAAUAAAUCGUAAAGCAGGAAAUAAAAUUGUUUCCAUUAAUUAUUUAGGAGAUUGGGGAAGACAGUUUGCAUUAAUCGCUGCAAUUUGGCCUGAUGUAAAACCUAAAUCAUUGGACAAACUUACUGAUUUGGAAAAAGUUAAAUUUUAUACGAAAUGCUAUGUUGAAGCAACAAAUAGAGCCGAAAUUGAUGGAGAGUUUAAUCGAAAGGUGCAAAAAAUUUAUGAAGAAAUGGAGUUGGCAAUGGCUUCAAAUGAUUUAAAUGCCAAAAUUUUAUCGCUUUGGAAAGAUAUUCGACGAGUUUCAUUGCGACAUCUCAAAAAUUUUUACAAGGAAUUGGGCGUUGAAUUUGACGAAUUUAAUUCAGAAUCAGAAAAUGUUCGACCGGCUCAUGAAUUGAUUAACAAUCUCGUACGAAUUGGCUUUGCAAAAGUUAUUUCCGAUAAAACAACUGUUGUCGAGGAAGAGCAGUCUGCUAAUAACAUUAUUUUGCGAAAAUCAAAUAAUGGUACACUAUAUUUAUCCAGAGAUCUGGCUUCGCUGAUGCAACGACAGAAAAAAUAUUCAGCAGACGAAUAUGUCUAUGUUGUUGAUCAGUCACAGUUUUUGCAUUUUGAUGCAUUAAAGAAAAUUUUAGCAAAAAUUGGUGAAACAGAUCUUUCGAAAAAGGUAUAUCACCUAAUGUUUGGCAGAGUACAUGGUCUGUCCACAAGGAAAGGAAUAACAGAAUCAGUGGAAGAAAUAUUGAAUCAUGGUUGUGAAAUUGCAGCUAAUUUUAUUUCUCUAUCUAAAACAAUGAAAAUUGAUCAUUCAAAAGUUGACGUUGCAAAAAAUCUUUCUCUAUCCACUAUAAUUGUCAACGAUCUUAAACGAGGACGCAAAAAAGAUUAUGUUUUUUCAUUUAGUGAUGCUUUCAAAAUGAAUAUAAAUAAUGGAUUACUAUUGCAGAUGAAACAUAGUCGACUUUUCUCAUUGGAAAUGAGAAAUUUUGAACUGUUAUCGCAGUGUAAUGAGAAUAUGAGCUUUGAUAUCGAUUUGACAAAUAACGAAACCGUAUUAUUAAUCAAAUGGCUUGAACAAUUUGAAAACGUACUGGUUGAAAGUUAUAAAGGAUUGGAACCGCGCCAUCUUAUUGAUUAUUUAGUUCGUUUGGCACAUCUUACUGGUAAUUCACUAGCUGUGCUUCGUGUGCUUAAUCAGCCGCGAGAAAUAGCAGUGCCACGGUUGCUAUUGUUUUCUGCUGCUCGAAGAGUAUUAAAUCGUGGCAUGAAAUUGAUUGGCUUGGAACCUAUCAAUCAAAUGUAA